AUGCGUGGACUGGGGAAAAAUGUCUGUAUGUGGGGAAAUGGAAAUCCAUUCUCUGGAGCACCUAGGCUCCUUACUGAAUCACACAUUCCAAAGACAGAUUCUUGCCCACAAGGGUGUCUUAAUGGAGCACUUUGUACAGAAACUGGUUCAUGUGAUUGUGAGACCUUUCAGGCACGAGGAGACAGAUGCCAAUAUGUGCCAAAUACUGGGAAAGAGAGAGAUGCAAUCUGCAGAAGCUGGGGUCAAUACAACUUUGAAACUUUUGAUGGCAUCUACUUUUACUUCCCGGGAAACUGUUCAUACAUAUUUGCCAGAGACUGCAGCAACUCAGUGCCUUUGUAUACUAUAUGGGUUCACAAUAGUCCUAAGUGUGAGGGAUCUGUGUAUGCCUGUCCACGUUCCAUCAGUAUGUUUUUCUCAAGCCAAGAGGAGAUCACCGUUACGGGUUAUGAAGUGAAGAAAGGAGGUGUGAGGUUGCUGCUCCCACAAACAGUAGAAAAUGUAUUUAUCGAGAGACUAGCUGACUAUAUUUUGGUGAAGACAACCUUUGGAUUUUCUCUUGCUUGGGAUGGAGGAUCUGGAAUCUAUAUCAAAUUAACCGAAGAUCAUAAAGGAAAAACUUGUGGUUUAUGUGGAAACUUUAAUGGCAACUGGUCUGAUGACCUGAUCAUACAGCACAAGGAAAUUACAGAAGACAUAGCUAUGUAUGCAAACAGCUGGUUUAUCCAAAUUCCAGAAGAACCAUAUUGUGUACCCACAGUCUCUGAAUACCCAGAUCCUUGUUCUCAGAAGUCUGCCCAUGAGGCAAUGUUUCUGAAGUGUCAAGUGCUGUUACAGUUCCCUUUUCUGAGCUGCCAUGAGACCAUUGACCCAUAUUCUUUCAUCGCCAGCUGCAUGAACGAUCUUUGCAAACAAGAUGAUGACGAAACCUACUGUCGUGCUGUAAUGGAGUAUGCAAGAGCAUGUUCUCAUUCUGGUUUUCCCAUACGAGACUGGCGAGAUGACUUCCCUGCAUGCACUGAAAAAUGUGAGAACAAUUUUGUUCACCGAGAUUGCAUAAGCUGCUGUCCGCCAACUUGUACUUAUGAAAAAGAAUGCCUUGGAAGCAAUCUACACUGCCUGGAUGGAUGUUACUGUCCAGAUGGGCUUAUCCUGGACAACGGCUCCUGUGUUUCUGUGACUAGCUGCCCCUGCAUCUACCAUGGGACAGCCUACCCAGCGGCUUCUAAAAUAGAACAGGAAUGCAGCAUGUGUAUUUGCACUGGCGGUGUUUGGAACUGCACAGAACAUGAAUGUCCAGCUGAGUGCUCUGUGGUUGGAGAUUCUCAUUUCACAACUUUUGAUGGGCGUUAUUUCACAUUCCUGGGAUUGUGUCAGUACAUUCUGGUGAAGGGAACUGGAAAAGAUAAAUUUACAAUCACAUUGCAGAAAUCUUAUUGUGACCAGCACUCUGACCAUACAUGCAUUCAGUCAAUCACACUUGUGCUGGAUGAGGAUAUUAAUAAACAGGUCACUAUCUUAAGGAAUGGAGAUGUCCAUUUUGGUCCUAACCAAGGUCUUAUGCUGAAUGGCGAUAUUGAGGUUCGAAAUUUGUCCUCAAUGUUUGUACAGCUGAAGACAAAAUUUGGAAUAAGAAUUCAGUUUGCUAAAGGAGGCGACAGACUUUACAUUCAAGCCAGUAGUUCCUGGAAGAGGAGAACAUUGGGUCUAUGUGGAACAUUUAAUGGCAAUCUAAGAGAUGACUUUCUAUCUCCAGCAGGUAUGAUUGAAGGAACCCCACAACUGCAUGCCAAUGCCUGGAAAAUAUCAUCAGCUUGUUUAACUCCAGUAAACAUCCCUGUAAUAGAUCCAUGUGACACUAAUCUUCAAAAUGUUGGAUAUGCAACCCACUGUGAUGUUAUCAAUCAGGAACUUUUUGCACCAUGUCAUUCCUAUGUGAGUCCGGGAUUGUAUUACCAGUUGUGUCGUUUUGAUGCGUGUAAAUGUGGCAGUAAUUGUCUUUGCAAUUCAUUGGCUCACUAUGCCUACAUCUGCAACAAGCAUGGCGUUUCCAUCAACUUCAGGUCACAGGUUUCAUUUUGUGGAGUAAUAUGUCGGUAUGGCAUGUUGUACCACCAGUGCUCCUCUUACUGUGGAAAGACCUGCUCUUCUCUUUCUCUGGGAGAAGUCUGCACUAAUGAAUGUAUCGAAGGAUGUAACUGUCCUGAUGGAAAGUACUUUGAUGAGUCUCUUAGUUUUUGUGUUCCAAUAUCAAGCUGUCGUUGUUAUUAUAAAGGCAGAAUCUAUCAUCCAGGGGAAGUGAUCUUGAGACAAUUUGGCUCCUGCCAGUGUUUGAAUGGAACAAUGAGAUGUACCGAAACGUCUACAACCAUCACAGGUCACACCUGUCCAGAAGGAAAGAUAUACUUUGAUUGCAGAAACCCUGUACUGGGCUUACCAUCUGCUGGUGUCAACUGUGAAGUUACAUGUGCAAACCUGGCUAUGAAUUUUACAUGUGUCCCAUCACCACUAUGUGCCAGUGGUUGCAUUUGUCCACCAGGCAUGGCAGAGUAUAAAGGGAAAUGCUAUGUACCAGAUAGCUGUCCAUGUACAUGGAAGGACUGGGAAUACUUGUCUGGGGAAGUGAUAUCUACACCAUGUUAUACAUGUGUUUGUAAAAGAGGAAUUUUUAACUGCACCAGUUAUCCUUGUCCUUCAGUGUGCACUGUAUAUGGUGAUCGCCAUUACUACACUUUUGAUGGUCUGGAAUAUGAUUAUGUCAGUGACUGUCAAGCAUUUCUAGUAAAGAGCACAGACAACUCAAAUGUGUCCAUCAUUGCUCAGAAUAAGAAAUGCUUUGAUAAUGACAUAAUUUGCUCUAAAAAUCUCAUCAUUUCUGUGGGCGGUGCAGAUAUUUAUUUUUCUGAGACACCAGAGAAACAGAAGCAGAUUCGAUUACAACAUGGCCCUUAUAGGUAUCGGCACUGGAAGGCUGGCUUCUAUACAGUUGUUCAUUUUCCAGAAUUGGAUAUUACAGUUCUUUGGGAUAAGAAAACGACAAUACAUGUCAAAGUGGGACCUCGGUGGAAAGGUAAACUGUCAGGUCUAUGUGGGAAUUUUGACAAGUACACCUCGAAUGAUCUAACAACAUCAAAUAACAUGGAAGUGAGAAAUGCUCAGGUGUUUGGAGACAGCUGGACCAUUGGCCAGUGUAAAAGCUACAAUGAAACAAUGAGACCUUGUGAAGUUCAUCAAAACAAAUUUCCUUAUGCCAAAAAGGAGUGCUCCAUCCUCUACAGCGAUGUAUUUGCUCCAUGUCGUAAUGUGAUUGAUGUAACAUCGUUUGUUAAGAACUGCCAUACAGACACAUGUAAUUGUAAUCUCGGAGGGGACUGUGAAUGUCUCUGCACUAGUAUAGCAGCAUAUGCUCAUAAAUGUUGUCAACAAGGUGUAGCUGUCCACUGGAGAUCACCAAACAUGUGCCCUUAUGAUUGUGAAUAUUAUAAUCAAGGACUGGGUGAAGGUCCCUUUAUUCUUUCUAGCUGUGGCAACAGUGAGAUCAUAUUAGGUGUGAAUGUUACCAGCAAAUAUAUAUUCCCAUUGCCAAGAAUGAGUGCACAUGGAAAUGUUUUGUUUAACUUCAUGAUAACACCUGGACUUUUCAGAGAUAAAGACCUAUCUCUAUCACUUGUAUCUUUGGAGUCAGCAGAAAGACCAAAUUACUUUCUAUCUGUACAAGAAAAUGACAGUGUACAACUGGAGCAAUGGGAAGCCAGUUCUAUGUUUCAAAGAAGGGCCACCUUUUUUCACCACCAGGGUCUUUGGGUUCCAGGUUACAGCGCCUUUGAAUUACACAGCAGAAAAGGGUUCUUUAUUAUUCUUACAGCCACAGAGGUUAAAGUUUCCAAAUAUGACAAUUCUGAGGAAUUUAAACUGUCCAGUGGUUUCAAGAUUGAAGAGAUUGUUGCUGCAGUUCCAUACAGGAGAAUGUGUGAAUGGAGAUAUGAACCUUGUGCCAGCCCUUGUGUUAAAACCUGCAGUGACCCUGAAGCCACCCUGUGUUCAUUUCUUCCACCAGUAGAAGGUUGCAUUCCAUACUGCCCAAACCAUAUGAUUCUUGAUGAAGUUACACUCAAAUGUGUUUACCCAGAAGACUGUGUGCCAGUAAAAUCAACAGUUUUACCUUUUGCAACAAAGUUAACAAAAACCACAUUAGCUCCAACUAUCUCUAGCACUGCAGUAAAAUAUCCACUAAUGACAUCUUCAACUCCACCAGACUUUUAUGACAUAUCAACAAUUUCUACAAUACAGUCUUAUAUUGAGAGAAAAACAACCCUCCAAGAACACAUAAGACCCUCACUUCCAAGCACAUCAGAUAAGUAUGAAUCAACUCUUGAACUGCUUACCAGUGACUAUGACAAAACAAUUUUAAGGACUUCAACUGGCCCUACACAGCAGAUAACAAAAAGCACUAUUCCUGAAAUGAGAGGUUCUUCAACAACUUUAGAAACAUUCACUUCUUCACUUAAAGACACAACAUCACCUCAAACAGUAACAUCCUUUGCAUCUAUGAAAACAAUGCCUCCAAGAGAAGCUGUUGACACAACUAAGACCCCAACAAGAAUGUUGGGGCAGUUUUCGCAAGGUCUGUUCCAGUUGACAACAAGGGCAGUUACGGUUUUGCCAUAUUCAUCCAUAACAGAGAGUACUGUUUCAACAGUCACCACAGGUACCUCAGAAUUGCCAGUGCAAUUAAAUUUAACAUCUCCAAUGGAAGCAAGCAUGCCAUCUGUGUCGCUUACAUCAAAUGUGGUCACUACUCCUUUAACUACGUCACUGAAGGAAAUCCCUUCCACAUCUAGAUCAACUACUUUUGAAGAAUUUCAAAGUAGUAAGUCACCUCACACAACUUUUAAGACAACCUAUGGAAAACAAUUAACCAGCAUGUUGCUUCAUACUUUGGUAUUAAAUGAAACUUCUAUUUUGCCCACAUAUACAACACACGUGAGUAUAUCUGGAAGUCAGACAACUCCAUUGACAUCAGCAUCAUUUCAUCCAUAUUCAGAGCUUACUCGAACACCCACAACAUCUAUUCCUACUUCAACAUCUAUUCCAGAUCUACACCAAACAACAAAAUCUGUGACACAAACUAAAAUGAAAGAAGAACUGUCAACAUUGUCAACAAAUGUAUUUACAUCUGAAAAAAUUGUAGCAACUUCAGCCCCUGGAAUUACCCUCAGUGUGUCUAUAUCUCCAUCUACAAUAAGUCUAAAAACUUCAAGGAUGUCAACCACACUUUCAGAUCUUACUGUACCUUCAAAAAGUACUACAUCUACUACAGAAAUAGGGGCUACAUUAGGUUAUUUACAGUCCACUGAGUCAACUAAACCAACAAUUGUAUCUAGAACAACAGAGUUUACAAAGACCUCCAUAAAACACAUGGCUUUGUCUACUACUAAUGCAACACUUAUCCAGACUCGACCUGUUACCCUGAGUACUAAGAAAUUUCCAAAAAGUACAGAGCCAUCUUUUAAGACUUUAACAACUAUUAAAGAACAUUUGGGUACAAGCUUUCCAACACAAGAAACACCAACAAGUAGCAUGGAAAGCAGAUCAACAGAUCAUACUAUUUCAGCUACACAAUUAUUUGGUUCAAGUUCAGCCAUUAGUACUUUUAAGCAAUCAGAAGGAACUAUUAAAGUCACUAUUACACAUCCAAGUAAAUCCUCCACUUCAUUACCCACUGAAAGCCUGUUUACUACUUUGUUGCCUUCUGUAAGUUUUGACACUUCAUCACAAACUUAUGGAAAAAUUACAGAUUCAACAACUAGAUUUUUGGAAAAGCAUACAAUUGCUAUGCCAAGAACUGAACAUCCAGAAACCCCAACAGAACUUACAACUAAGACUGCAACUACAGAACCAUUGUCCAUAUCAUCUACACUUGGGGCUAUCAAUGGGACAGCUUUGAGUGUUACUGCUUUUAAUGGAACAACCCAAAAAGUCUAUAUCACUCACAGUUUAAUGAGUACUAUAAAAGAAAAGCCAUCUACAGUAUCUGUAAAAUCUGUUGAACCAAGCACAAUGGACAUCACCCAAAUAGCAUAUACAUCUUUAGUAACUAAUAAGACAUCGUCUGAUAAGGCAUUGACUGAUUCUGCUUUUCCAACUCUGGAAACUUUACGACCAAUAUCUAACUAUACAGAACUAAUAAAGUUAGGAACCACACAAUCGGUACACACAUUAUCUGAAUUGUCUGUGCUACCCUCGACCACUGAAUCCAUGAGUUCAGAAACAGCAACUGAGCUCAUGGUUAAUCUUACAGCAUCAUCAGAUUACUAUUCAUUUGGAACCAUGCUACAAACCAGUAGCCCUUCGGAAUGCCUGCCAAGGUAUAUUGAGCCAUUGGAUCCAUGCAGCCAGUAUGUUUGCAUCAACAUGGGAUGGAUGUUGUAUAAUGUAUCAAGUAAUUGUCAUAAAAAUGUGGAGAAACCGGAUUGUGGCUUUCGUGGGAUGCCUGUUCAAGUUAACAGUGACAGCUGCUGCCCAGAAUGGGAAUGUCCUUGCCAGUGCUCUGUGUUAUCAGAGCUGAGCAUCAUCACAUUUGAUGGGAAUAAUAUUGCACUAUAUAAUGCUGCACCAUAUAUUUUGGUUAGACUUCCUAAAGAAACUAUUGUUGCUCAUAUAGAAAAAUGUCCUCCAAGCCUGAGUGUAAACUCCAUACGAAAGUUGGUUGCAGCUGGAGGUACUUCAGGGUUGUGUUUCAAAAAGCUCAAUGUAACAACAGCAAACCUUCAAGUGCUUAUAAAUCGUUUGGACAGAAGGGUAGAAGUGAAUUCAAUACUUCAACCCUUACCUUUUUCAAAGCAAGGUCUAUGUAUCCAAGACACCGGAGCAAUGUAUGUCAUUAACACACCAGCCGGCAUCAGCAUUAAAUGGACUCAUGUUACUGGCAUUAUAGAUAUACAGUAUGGCCUUCAAACCAACCAGUCCACCAAGACCGAAGGCCUUUGUGGAAUAUGCAAUGGUGAUCCAAGUGACGAUUUAAAGAUGCAGAACAGAACAAUAAUAACAAACAAAGAAGAUAUAGAAGCAUUUAUUAAAAGCUGGGAAAUUGAGAAAUCCAUAGAUGUUACCACAAGACGUCCAGUGAGAAACUGCACAGAAGAUAAUUGCACUUAUUGCAUGGAACUACUCAAUAGAAAAGUAUUUACCCCCUGCCACAGGAAGGUUUCUCCACAAGAUUUCUGUGAGAAGAUGUGGAUCAACAGUUCAUACUUUUUAAAUUAUGAAUGUGAUGCCCUUUCUGCAUAUGUAGCAUUGUGCAGUAAGCACAACAUCUGUAUUCGAUGGAGGACUCAAGAUUACUGCUCUCUACCAUGUCCAGAGGGAAAGGAGUAUCAGGCCUGUGUCCAACCAUGUGCUGCUAAGACCUGCUUGAACAAAUGGUAUUACGAAGAGUCUCCCUGUUCUUACUUAAGAGAAGACUGUGUGUGCAAAAAAGGAACCAUUCUUCACAGGACAGACUCUGAGCUAUGCAUUCCUGAAGACAAAUGUGCUUGUACUGAUAAUGAAGGCCAUCCCCACUCACCGGGAGAGAUCUGGCAUUCAUCAGCCAAUAAAUGCUGUCUGACAAAAUGUCUGGAGAAUGGAACUGUGGUGUCCAUAGAACCGGACUGCAGGGAACAACCAGACCCAAUUUGUAAUCGGGAGGGAGAGAUGCUUAUCCGCAUCAUUGAAGAAGGGGCUUGCUGCCCCCAAAAAGUGUGUGACUGUAAUACAACGUUAUGUGAAAAAACUGUAAUGUGUAAAAGUGGAGAACGAUUGGUUGCUGAAUACAGCCCAGUGACCUGCUGCCCUCAGUUACAAUGUGUGUGUGACCAAUCGGCUUGUCCAGCAGUAACACGCCCAGAAUGCAGACCAGACCAGAUUUCUGUUCAGAUUAGACAAGAGGACACUUGCUGUUUCUUCUACAUCUGUGUUUGUGAAUCCUGUACAGAGCCUGUUCCCGUCUGCAGAGAUGGAGAAAUCCUUACUGUAGAUUUGAACACUACUAACCAGUGCUGUCCGCGUUAUAUUUGUGUGUGUGAUGAGAAACUUUGCACUGCACCCCAGCUGACCUGUUCCCCUGAAACCCAGUUGGUCCAAAAUACAUCAAAUGGAAAUUGCUGUCCAGACUGGUACUGUGAAAAGGAAGAAGUAUGCAUAUAUCAGGGAAUUACUGUGCUGCACCCGGGUCAGUCACUAAUUGAGUAUUUAAACGGAGAGACUUGCUACACUGUAAAAUGCUUACAUGAAAAAGAUCCUGCAAGUGGAUUUCAUGCUAUGGAAACUUUGACAGUUAACUGUUCCAAGAACUGUGCUACAAAUCAAGUUUACAUCCCAUCAGCAAACCAACAGGUAUGCUGUGGAACCUGCAAAAAUGUGUCAUGCACGAUUCACAGUGACAAUGGAACAUUCACUAUAUAUGAGGUGGGCGAUUCAUGGAAUUCCAACUGCACCAAAUAUGAGUGCACAAAGACAUCUGUAGGUGCCAUGAUUCUGGGUUCUAGCGUUGUCUGCCCUCCUUUUAAUAGCACUGAAUGUCUAAAGAAUGGAGGAACAAUACAGACAUAUAACGAUGGCUGCUGCAAGAUAUGCUCAAAGGACGAAAAGAUAUGUCAAAAAGUGGCAGUCAGAACCACUAUACGAAAGAGUGACUGUUUUAGUCAAUAUCCUAUCACUGUGGCCUCUUGUGAUGGAAAGUGCCCGUCGGCAACAAUCUUUAAUGUAAACAUUGAUAGCCAUAUAAGAUUCUGUAAAUGUUGCCGAGAAAAUGGAGUACAGAAUCUGACUGUGCCACUCUACUGCUCAGGAAACGGGACUGAAGUGAUGUAUGUCAUACAAGAGCCGCUGGACUGCUCAUGCCAGUGGAAUUAA
Messenger RNA from Bufo gargarizans (Asiatic toad), 8895 nucleotides. It is a transcript of the gene OTOGL, whose product is annotated as otogelin like. The record is from RefSeq and is a predicted model, not a curated record. Gene Ontology annotation, biological process: L-arabinose metabolic process. Gene Ontology annotation, cellular component: extracellular matrix. NCBI's taxonomy places the organism in Eukaryota, Metazoa, Chordata, Amphibia, Anura, Bufonidae. Gene Ontology annotation, molecular function: protein binding; alpha-L-arabinofuranosidase activity.